CACUGAGCCGCAGCUGUUAUCCCGUUUUUUGGCAACCUGGCGCAGGAUGUCGAGAUUAAUCAGCGUGAUUUUUCUCACCAUAAAGUAACCAGAGUCUGUGUUUCACGUCAAGAUGCGACACAGGUCCCUCGGGAACCAGAGCAGGGAUAAGACAGAGUCCCACGGGAAGGGAACCACACGUGGGAUAAGAUGAAACUCCACCCCCGCGACGCCGCCCUUAUCGCCUAUUGAUGUGCGAGGGGCGCUAAUCAGUGACCCUCCCCUUCAGGAGCACAGACAAUGGCACUCGUCUCACACCCAUAAAUGAGGAGCCUCCGUCACGCUGACUUACUCUGCCCUGGAUGACUGCCCGCCUGGUGACUCCUCGCUGCGCGGCGCUCCUCCUCCUCCUGACGGUGGCGGGAGGAGGCUGGUGCCAGACGCUGCUGCUCGACCCUGCGCCGCGCGCCUGCCGCACCCAGGACAAUGCCGCCGCCGGCGCCGUCUUGUCACAGGGGCGCCGCAACGAGUACCCGGCAGGGGGGGUGCUGAUGCUGCUCGCCAAGGUGCCCGCCGGACUCUUCGGCAGCCUCCAGGUCUUCCUGUGUCCUGACAGCGACGCGGAGGUGGAGUGUGAGGACAGGGUGCCGCUGGAGCUGGCGGACGGUUCCGGGACCAGCUACAGCCUACAGAAGGUUCCUCGCACCGACAGGUACGAGAUCCCGGUCAUCCUGUCCAACCACAUCACCUGUCCGGCCUGCACUCUGCAGGUGCGUGUGCUGACCCGCGACUGUGCCGAGGCAGUAGAGGCGCCCUGCCCGGAGAAGGAGGUCACCUUCUGCUCCGACAUCACCAUCAGGGACAUCAAGUUACCUGCAUGGCGCUCUAAACUGAAGGGAAUGGUGCAGGGUUGGAAGCCCGGCAUGAAUAAAGUGUCUGCUAAGGUUAGGGAGGCGCGAAAGGUUAUGGGCAAAAUAAAAAAUGUGAUGAAAGAUUUAUGGGUGCAAUUUUUGCACCCAUAAAUAUAUAUGGUUCUAUUAGAAGCACUGGUGCUGAAACUUCUCUAAAGGAGGACAAAGAAGACUUGUACUGCUUCAACAAAACGGCCUGACCACAUUGACCGACCUGAGAAACCAAAUCAAGACUCUCCCACCUUUGCUAAGCAUACUUUCAUUGGCAUCGUUGUUUAAUCACAGUAUAAUUAAUAUCUUUGAACUCAUUCAAUCAAACCAGAGCAACUAGGGGAAAACUCAUGAUUCCGGUUAAUAAAUCUUUGCA
Molecule: messenger RNA, 1257 nt
Organism: Scylla paramamosain (green mud crab)
Lineage: Eukaryota; Metazoa; Arthropoda; Malacostraca; Decapoda; Portunidae
Exons: 7
Coding region: 342-1001 (219 amino acids)
Source: RefSeq, a predicted model, not a curated record